UCCAUAGGCUAUUAUUAUCGAUUCGCACAGACCAGUAAGCUGUCAAUCCUGAUGACAGGACAGGCCUGCUGCAUCCGCUCAUCUAUCUAUCAAACAUUAGUCGUUUGCUCAAGCCACGUACAUUCGACAUAUAGAUGCCAGCUGCGCGGCCUCUGGACACCGGAUCCCCGCUGCCUACCGGCUCACACCGCAAACAUCAGGCGAUAGACAUUUGUUCGAGCUUCACUGCUGACGUGGAUGAAUCCCACCAAUUAUCAUUCCAAGAAUUGCAUCAACACUUGACAGUAAACGAAUUUCCUGCUCCACAGGUGUUCCAAUUGGAAAGAAACGCGUACGGUUUGUUCCAAGACAGACACAUGAGAUACUAUGAGUUGGAUCUGUCUGUAAUAGCCUCUGAAUCGGGGAUUCUUGGUCGUGCCCAACGUCGACAUAGUAUGUCUCACAAUCACGAAGCUCUUUCCGAAACGAUAGCUCGUCUUCGUAUCAUGGCGAAACACUGGGACCUGGCUCCUGAGAGCACAGCCAUCUCCUUCGAGAUGUUCCAGAAUGGGCCAUGUAUGAUUUUCUGUACAUGAACAAGAGUCAGUCUAGCAGUCAUCCUCACGCGCGAAGAACUUAAGCGUGUCUCCGCUGCUAUGGUAGUAGAUCAGAUUAGAUCAAGG
Molecule: messenger RNA, 662 nt
Organism: Alternaria alternata
Lineage: Eukaryota; Fungi; Ascomycota; Dothideomycetes; Pleosporales; Pleosporaceae
Exons: 1
Coding region: 135-575 (146 amino acids)
Source: RefSeq, a predicted model, not a curated record